Molecule: messenger RNA, 1434 nt
Organism: Brenthis ino (lesser marbled fritillary)
Lineage: Eukaryota; Metazoa; Arthropoda; Insecta; Lepidoptera; Nymphalidae
Source: the annotation of a GenBank genome assembly
AUGACACAAGAAAACGAAAAUGUUACUGAAAGCUAUCCAAACAUCAAUUCGGCCAGUGAAGCUCCAGCCGAGUCUAGAUAUAGAAUCACUAUGGAGUUUCCAUUAUUUUUUACUAUGUUAUCAGUUUCUUUGUCUGGUGCAGCUAUAAGUAAUAUAAUCCUAUACCGAACUUGUGUUCACUCUUUAAAUCACACUUCAGAAGAAUGUCAAAUGUUCUUAUCACCAACAAAAAAUAAUGAAAGCCAGGAACUAGAGCAAGAAGUGCAAAAAUAUGCAGCAUUUGUGUCUAUGGUUAGAACAAUUAUAGAUUCAGUUGCACCUGCUAUUUUGUCCUUAUUCCUUGGGGUAUGGUCUGAUACUCAUGGAAGAAAGCCUUUAGUUGUGUGGCCUUUGUUAGGAAUGUCAAUAAGUGGAAGUUUAACUGUAGUCUACACUGUGAUGAGCGAUUUGGGUCCUUGGUGGUAUAUAAUAACUAGCAUACCAAUGUCUUUGCUUGGCGGUUUUACUGCCCUGUUUACUGGUUCUUUCUGUUACGUAAGCGACAUUACAACUACCGAAAAGAGAUCUCUUAGGAUGACCAUAGUCGAAGCGUCGGUGUCAGCGGGUAGUGUUACAGGAGCAAUAUUAAGUUCGUUUGUACUGAGAGCUGUAGGGCACGUAUAUUUAUUGGUCAUAUCGACUCUUCUUUUUGUGAUCGCCUACUUAUUCACAAAAAUAUGCAUUAAGGAAUCAUUGCCUCAAGCUGUACCGGGUGGAAUAACUUCGGUACUAGAUUUUAAACUUAUAAAAGCCAUGAUAGUAGAAUGUUUUAAAAGAAGACCAAAUUAUGGCAGAGCACAAAUUCUGUUACUAACUGUAGCUAACAGUUUAUCUAUAUUCAUUAUGUUUGGCCUCAUGAGUUUAGAGUAUCUGUACACGCGGCAAAAGUUACAUUGGGCAAUAAAACAGUACACCAUGUAUUCGGCAACGCAUACCACGAUAUCUUUCUUUGGUUCAUUCUUCGGGGUGAUGUUAGUUCAAAGGCUGUUCAAAGUGAGCGAUUUGGCGUUUGCGAUGACUGCAUUUUUAUCCGCAAGUGGCGAAUAUUUGGUUAAAACAUUUGCUACUGCAUCUUGGCAUAUGUAUACAGCCGCCAGUGUAUCCUUGUUUCGAGGGUUAUCAUCGCCGUUGAUUCGUUCGCAACUAACUAAAAUCUUGCCUCCAGCGGAUAUAGCGAAGGUUUUCGCUCUAAUGUGUGCGAUAGAAGGCGUCAGCCCUCUGAUAUCACCAGCAAUGUAUAAUUCAUUAUAUGCAUACACGAUAUCGUCGUUUCCAGGAGCCAUAUAUGUUCUGAGCAGUUGUAUUGCCUGUGUUUGUGCCAUGUUUUUAGGGAUCGUGCAAUUUUUCAGAUGGAGAACAUCAUCAUUCGCUUUUGAAACUUUCACAAAUGAGUCA